Molecule: messenger RNA, 2162 nt
Organism: Anoplopoma fimbria (sablefish)
Lineage: Eukaryota; Metazoa; Chordata; Actinopteri; Perciformes; Anoplopomatidae
Product: titin-like
Exons: 5
Coding region: 4-1053 (349 amino acids)
Biological process (GO): response to bacterium
Source: RefSeq, a predicted model, not a curated record
AACAUGAUGACAUCUCCAAAGUUUGUCUUUUAUCUGACUUCUUUGUUUUUGGGGAAAAUGGUUCAGACGACCGAUCUGAAUUUCUCCUCAUCUGUUAAUCAAGAGAUUCGUUUUCUAUCAGUUACAACUGGGGAAAGAUUGACGUUGCAGUGUUUCUAUGAAGGUGCUGUAGCAGCAAGGCUUUUCUGGUACAAACAGACACUGGGACAAAAACCAAGGCACAUCUCUACCUUCUACAAAUACGACACAAAAGGAGUUUUUCAUGCUGAAUUCAAUAAUUCACGUUUCACAUUGGAUGCUGAAGGAGGUAAAAAUCACUUGAGGAUAUCAGAUCUGCAAAUUUCGGACUCCGCUACUUACUACUGCGCAAGUCGCUAUUCAUACAAGUUUGAUUUCAUGCAGGGCACUUUUGUCAGUGUCCAGGGUUCAGGUUUGAACGUUCCAACUUUGGUCCACCAGUCAGCAUCUGAGACCAUCCAGCCAGGAGGCUCUGUGACUCUGAACUGUACAGUUCACACUGGGACCUGUGAUGGACAACACAGUGUUUACUGGUUCAAAGACUCUGAAGAAUCUCAUCCAGGACUCAUUUACACCCAUGGAGGCAGGAAUGAUCAGUGUGAGAGGAAACCCAACACACAAACACACACCUGUGUCUACAACCUGCCAAUGAAGAGCCUGAAUCUGUCUCAUGCUGGGACCUACUACUGUGCUGUUGCCUCGUGUGGACACAUACUGUUUGGAGACGGGACCAAGCUGGUCUUUGAGGAGGUGGAUUCUCUUGUCUUGGUAUAUUUCUUGAGUGGAGCAUUAGCAUUCACCAUCAUCCUGAGUGUCUUACUGGUUUUCUUACUGUGCAUGAUGAACAAGAGGAACAUCUGUGAAUGUACAGAGUCUCAUGCAAAAGGUUCACCCUGCUCCACAACGAAUGCAGAGGUUGAACAAAAUGAAGAAAACAUCAAUUAUGCUGAUGUAAGGGAACUCAGGGUCAACAGAUCAAGAAGACAAAGGAACUACACCGAGACUGAAUGCACGUACUCAAGUAUAAAGAAGUAGAAGUGGACACGUUUCCAAGCAAGCCCAUGAGACACUGCUCAUCUUAUCUUUCUUGUGACUAUGGGUUGAAGAAGCCAGUGAUGUUCCUUUCCUAAAGAUUUGUUGAUUAAUUUGCUGGCUUGGACUGCAUUAACUGUAUUCAAAUGUAAAAAAGUUAAAAAAUGUUUUGUUCUCCAACAAAAUCAAGUUUUAGGAAAUCAGAUAGUUAAAGAUAUUUACAACAUAUGCUUAAUGUUCAUGCUUGUAGGUAAGACAGAACUGUAUGAAUGCACGCUGUUUUAUAAAGGAGAAGAGGAAACAAAGAGAAAGAGGGAGGGAAGGUCUGAGGGAGAGAGAACAGUUACAGGACUACAAAGCGGAAGUAUGACCUUCGUCAGAACGAUGAGUCAAGGCAAUCAAGCAUUAACGUCUCAUUGGCCAAACAACCUUCAAGAUCGAUCCGUUCUCACUCCCAACGUGUCAAAUAUUAACACUUGGUCAGUGUCACUUGGCGUAGUUAUUUUAUUAUAAUACAAACCAUAAUCUUUUCCCAUACCUAAAUCAAGUAGUUUUGUUGCGCAAGUAAACCUAAAGACCUAGUAAAUUUUAAAAAGACAUUGCAUGCAUGUAACGAGCAGAACCUGACACGUCACCCCUGGCACGUUUAAGAUAACUUGUUGUUAAGACAGUCACCACUAAAAUAGGAAAAAAAACUGGACUGACCUUUUUAAGAGUCAACAUGUAUUGGCUCUAAGACAAAGUGAAUCUUUAAGUAUAUACAUUGGCCUCAGCAUUUGAAGGCCCUUUUGUUAAUCAGUCUGCUAUUAUAAAAAGUCAAAUCCUAGACAAACUCAGCCAAAGUUAACACAGUUUCCUGUCUGUUUGGUCUGUGCUCUUCUCAGUGGUUUGAAGUAGGCGGGGAUCCCAUGGGCAAAUGUGUUCAAAAACCACACACAAAUUCAUGAUGAAGUAGAUGUGCUGAUUUUUUAAACAUGUAAAUGAUUCUGAUGUAAAAUAAUUUUGGACUUGUUACAUUUUAUGAAGAUAAACUACCAGUUGCUUCAAGUGUGGUGUAAUAACUUGCAUGAAUGUUGUACAGUGGUAAUAAAUGCAGAUAAUGAAUAAGCAAA